AUGAUACCGGCGUCUGGAGUUACUUCCUUCAUUUCUACAAAGUCAUUCACGGGAUUCUUUGCGAGGCUCAUGGAUCAAAGGCAGCAGUGUGACAUGUAUGGCUAUGGAUAUCCCGGACCUAGAACACAAAGAUACACUGGUGGCGAGUUUAUUCAUGAGGAUCGGCCAUAUAACCCACCUGAGAGGCGCGAAGCUUAUGAAUACAAGCCCAUGUUAUCCUCUCUGGUCCAUACAAACCAUGGAUCCCACACUAGGAGACGGUCUCUCGGAGGGGAGGUGCCUAGUUUCCAGCCUGGUCUCGGAGUCAGCCCGUUUCAUAGUCCAUACGUUGUCACCAGUCCGGAGACCUCAGAUAAGUACUACGCUUACUCUGGCAAUGCUUUAUCUCAAGUUAUUGCCAGCGGCUACGGAUCCGUUGGCUGGGCAUACCAAGAAAGAUCCCAACGUAGAAACCAAGAGGGCGGGAUCUCGGAUCUCAUGCAUGCAAGAAGCGAACCCAUCUCAGAUCCCAGACAGCGGUAUCCGGAUUCCAUCAGCCCAUACGGCUCGAACACAGAUUGGAGACCAAAUGUCUCACCAAUUGCACAGAUGUCUGCCUCCUUCAAUGAUGCUCUGAGUUCUCCAUAUCUGGAUCCCUCUACCCUUUGUGCCAAUUGCGGUAAUCACCCCCAUACAGAUGGCGGUUCAGUCUACCACCCCUACCAAAGAGAUGUCAGUUUAACCGCGGAUUGGAGACCUCAAGAGGCCAAGAAUUACUUCAUACGGCCAACUGAAGAGGAGAUCCCGUCCAACCGGCAGCUAUCCACCCAGGACACAAGGCGUAUUGCUCCUCACAAUGGCCGUCUUGACGUUCCGUUUUUAGGACAGCCUAGGACCAGGUUUUCUCUCCGGAAGUCAGCUGAAGCUAACGCCCCCAAUAGCCCAGUGACUGUCCAUGCCAACGAUGAUGCUGCGAACAAGGGUCUCGCCAAAAAGCGCAAGAGGAAGCCUAGAACAAUCAAGCCUCGGAAACCGAGAACCUUGACAGAUGCGGGGAAGGCCCACGCGAAGGCGGUAAGAGAUUGCCCAGGAGGCGCCUGCGCUAAUUGUAAGAAAAAGAAGACCAAGGCACGUGAUCCACUGGUGACGAAUUUGGGUUUCAACACGCUUAUGACUGUACCUAGUGCACUCACAGGCUACCGGAGGACAUUCCCAUGGAGUGGCAUGAUAAGCGGACUCCAAGCACUCCAUGGACUGAGCCCCUGA
This is a messenger RNA of Letharia columbiana, 1245 nucleotides long. RefSeq lists its product as uncharacterized. The record is from RefSeq and is a predicted model, not a curated record. Lineage: Eukaryota; Fungi; Ascomycota; Lecanoromycetes; Lecanorales; Parmeliaceae. Bases 1 to 1245 code for a protein of 414 amino acids. The transcript has a single exon.